This is a messenger RNA of Episyrphus balteatus (marmalade hoverfly), 1671 nucleotides long. Its product is annotated as esterase FE4-like. The record is from RefSeq and is a predicted model, not a curated record. Lineage: Eukaryota; Metazoa; Arthropoda; Insecta; Diptera; Syrphidae. Bases 2 to 1666 code for a protein of 554 amino acids. The transcript has 4 exons.
AAUGGUGCCUGCAUUCUUUGGUCUAUUUGUAAUAAGUCUUUGUUAUUUUUCGGCACCCACCAGUGCUCAAUCGGGACCUUUGGUCCAAACAGCCUUAGGCAAAGUAAGAGGUGCUGUGUUAAAAACUCAAAAAGGCUUUGAUUUUUAUGCCUUUCGUGGAAUACGUUAUGCUGAAGCAAAAAGAUUUGAAGCCCCUAGUUUUGUAACCAAAUGGGAAGAACCUGAAUUAGAUGGUACUAAAGAUGGACCGAUUUGUCCACAGUUUCUUUCUCCCACUCAACUUUUUGUACCAAUUUCUGAGGAUUGUUUAUUUUUGAAUGUUUAUACACGUAAUUUGAAUAAGACAACACAAAAUUCAGUUGUGGUUUAUAUCCAUGGUGGAGCUAAUGCUUUUGGCAGUGGUCACAGUUUAAGUGGUUUUGGACCACUGUACCUAUUGGAAAAUGAUAUUGUUUUGGUGACUUUUAACUAUCGCUUAGGACCAUUUGGUUUUCUAAGUUUAAACUCAACUGAAGCUCCUGGGAAUUAUGGUUAUCUAGAUCAAGUGAUGGUGUUAGAAUGGAUCCAUCACCAUAUCGCCGAGUUUGGAGGAAAUCCUGAAUCAGUGACUUUGUUUGGUAUGAGUGCUGGGGGAGAGGCAGUAUCCCUUCAUAUGGCUUCGCCAUUGUCCAAAGGAUUAUUUCAUAAGGCAAUUGCAAUGAGUGGUGCGGCAACAAGUGACAUUGUGGAAGAUAGUGUUAAAUGGACACACAAGCUUGCCCAUGAGACAUCAUGUCCUGUGUUUAAUUCUGAGGAUGUUCUCGGCUGUCUCAGGAAGUUACCAUGGGAAACUAUUGUUAAGGUCUGUGAAACAUGGAAGGCUUUUGGUUUUCCCAAUAUGAAAUGGGGCUAUCAAGUUGAUGGAAACUUUAUGCCAGCCAGACUCACUGAGCUUUUUGAUCAAGGAAAUUUCACCAGAAUUCCCUUACUAACUGGUUUGUCAAAAUACGAAUUUACCUUUUCGGUUUAUGAUCAAGAGAACAACACAGGACUAUUCAAUGAUAUUAGUUUAAAUUUUGACAAAUACGCACCUGAUAUUUUUCAGCACAAUUUUGACAGUUCCAAAUCACUGCAAACACUUAGGAAAUUUUAUCUUGGAAAUAGAACAAUCAAUGAUCAGAAAUUGGAACAUUUUGGAGAAAUAUUUGCGGAUUCAUUAAUUGGACAUGGAGUUCAUAGAUUAGUGGAUUUGGCUAGAAAGUUUAUUGAUGUUUAUUAUUAUCGAUUUGAUUAUGUUGGACGUUAUGGGGCUUACAUCGAUGCAGAGGGAAGUCCAAGAGGAGCAAGUCAUGCUGAUGAAUUGUUAUACUUAACGAAUGUAGAAACGAAUUUUUCACCAGAGGAUCCCGAUUGGCCAAUGGUGGAGCGGAUGGUGGGAAUAAUUUCUUCUUUUGCUCAAAUGGGAUCGCCAGAGGAUAUGAACGAUAUAAAAUGGCUACCAACAAAUAAAACUCAUUUAAAUACAAUGUACAUCGAUACAAAUGCAGAAUUAGGAUAUGGACCAUUUACAGAACGUUUUAGACUUUGGGAUGAACUCUUUCCAGUAAAUAGCAGUAAAACUGUUUAUGCUUCUACUCUUGUCGUAGUAUUAAUGAUUUUGUUCCAAUUGUUUAUUGAAUUAAAUUAAAUAGU